UGCCGUCAAAAGUGCUCCGUCGUUGGUCGUUUGAGGUUAUCCGCUGCCCCGUGCCGUGCUGUGUGGCAUUUUCACCUGCUCUCCAGCAAGGAAAAGAAAGGCUCAAGUCCCGUUUUUUCGUGCGUGUUCCUGUUCGGCUAGCCGCAAAUUUCAAUCUUUAAAAAAUGGCCCCACCAGCAUACUCAGAUCUCGGCAAGCAGGCCCGCGAUGUCUUCAACAAGGGCUACCACUUUGGCCUGUGGAAGCUGGACGUCAAGACCAAGACCAGCUCGGGCGUUGAGUUCAACACGUCCGGCCACUCGAACCAGGACAACGGCAAGGUGUUCGGCUCGCUCGAGACCAAGUACAAAGUCAAGGAGUACGGACUGAACUUCUCCGAGAAGUGGAACACAGACAACACCCUGACCUCGGAGGUGUCCAUCGAGAACCAGCUGGUCAAGGGACUGAAGCUGUCGUUCGACGGCUCGUUCGCACCGCAAACCGGAAGCAAGACCGGACGGUUCAAGACUGCCUACUCGCACGACAAGGUUCGCGUCGACGCCGACGUCAACGUUGACCUCGCCGGACCGCUGGUGAACGCCUCGGGAGUGUUCGGCUACCAGGGCUGGCUCGCCGGCUAUCAGGUUGCAUUUGACUCGCAAAAGUCCAAGGUUACCGCCAACAACUUCGCCGUCGGCUACUCCACCGGUGACUUCAUUCUGCACACCAACGUCAAUGACGGCCGCGAGUUCGGUGGUCUGAUCUACCAGCGAUGCAACGACCGUCUGGAGACCGCCGUCCAGCUGUCGUGGGCCUCGGGCUCGAACGCGACCAAGUUUGGCCUCGGCGCCAAGUACGACCUGGACAAGGAUGCCUGUGUCCGCGCCAAGGUUAACAACCAGAGCCAGAUCGGUCUGGGCUAUCAGCAGAAGCUGCGCGACGGAAUCACUCUGACUCUGUCGACGCUGAUUGACGGCAAGAGCUUCAACACUGGCGGACACAAGAUCGGCGUCGCCCUGGAACUCGAAGCCUAAGCUGGAGGAAAAUCGUGUUCGUGUUUUAACAAACAGAUUCAAGUUUAAAUAUCUAUUGACAGAGGGCGAGAGAGAUACAAAUAAAACAAAAACCUAAAAAAACACACACACAAAAACAAUGGAAGUAAACUACCACGUAAUAGUAUAAAAACACAUUCGCAUCAUGAAGAAAAGACAGCGGCGGCGGCGGCGGCAGCACACGCGUUUGUCUCGAGAAGCGCGCGCGCGCGUUUUGAACAUCUCCCUUCUCUCUCGGACGGUGGUUGUUAUCCUAGCAUAACACACACACAACUACCCGGAGGCGCGCAUCCGCAACCAGCAGCAGAAGCAGCAGCACACUAUCGCCAGAAGUAAUAAAGUUAUGAAAGUUCAAUCUGAAAAAAAAUCAAAUAAAGAUGGCAAAAUACCAGGAACGGAAUGUUCGAAA
Molecule: messenger RNA, 1440 nt
Organism: Culex pipiens pallens (northern house mosquito)
Lineage: Eukaryota; Metazoa; Arthropoda; Insecta; Diptera; Culicidae
Product: voltage-dependent anion-selective channel-like
Exons: 5
Coding region: 165-1013 (282 amino acids)
Biological process (GO): monoatomic anion transmembrane transport
Cellular component (GO): mitochondrial outer membrane
Molecular function (GO): voltage-gated monoatomic anion channel activity
Source: RefSeq, a predicted model, not a curated record